GCAACACCACAGUUCAAAGACAUUGGAAAUCAAGAAGAAGCAAUAAUUGUUAAAGAAGCAGAGAGUCCAGAAGACUUUAACAUGGGCUCUUCCUCUAGCAGCCAGUAUACGUUUUGUCAGCCAGAAACGGUAUUUUCAUCUCAGCCUAGUGAUGACGAAUCAAGCAGUGAUGAAACCAGCCAUCAGCCCAGUCCGACCUUUAGACGACGUCGUGCCAGAAAGAAGACUAUGUCUAGUUCAGAAUCUGAAGAAAGGCCACUUGCUGAACAAGAGCCUGAACCCCCUCAGGAGCUAUGUAAACGGCAGUUCAGUAGUGGUCUCAAUAAAUGUGUUAUACUUGCUUUGGUGAUUGCGAUCAGCAUGGGAUUUGGACAUUUCUAUGGCACAAUUCAGAUUCAGAAGCGUCAACAGUUAGUCAAAAAGAUACAUGAAGAUGAAUUGAAUGAUAUGAAGGAUUAUCUUUCCCAGUGUCAACAGGAACAAGAGUCGCUAAUAGAAUAUAAGUCAUUGAAGGAAAACCUUGCAAGGUGUUGGACCCAUACUGAAGCAGAGAAGAUGUCCUUUGAAACUCAGAAAAAGAACCUUGAUACAGAAAAUCAGUAUCUAAGAACAUCUCUGGAGAAGGAAGAAAAAGCUUUGUCUUCAUUACAGGAAGAGUUAAGGAAAUUAAGAGAACAGAUUAGGAUAUUAGAAGAUAAAGGGACAAGCACUGAAUUAAUUACAGAAAAUCAGAAACUUAAGCAGCAUUUGGAAGAAGAAAAGCUGAAAACACACAGUUUCCUUAAUCAAAGGGAGACUCUACUGGCAGAAGCAAAGAUGCUCAGGAAGGAACUAGAAAGAGAACGACUAAUAACCAUGGCCUUAAGGGUGGAACUCCAACAGCUAAGCUCCAGUCACUCAUAUGGCAGCCCAGACUCGCCCAGUGUAGUGACUGAGAAAAAGGAAAUAGAAAUGUUACGGGAAAGACUCGCCGAGCUGGAGCGCAAGCUCACCUUCGAGCAGCAGCGCUCUGAUUUGUGGGAAAGACUGUAUGUUGAAGCAAAAGAUCAAAAUGAGAAACAAGAAACUGAUGGAAAGAAGAAAGGGAACAGAGGAAACCACAGAGCUAAAAAAUCAAAGGAAACAUUUUUGGGUUCUGUUAAGGAAACAUUUGAUGCAAUGAAGAAUUCUACUAAGGAGUUUGUGAGGCAUCAUAAAGAAAAAAUUAAACAGGCUAAAGAAGCUGUAAAAGAAAAUCUGAAAAAAUUCUCAGAUUCAGUUAAAUCCACUUUCAGGCAUUUCAAAGAUACCACCAAGAAUAUCUUUGAUGAAAAAGGCAAUAAAAGAUUUGGUGCUACGAAAGAAGCCACAGCUAAAAAACCGACAACAGUUUAUAGUGAAUAUUUACAUCCACAGUAUAAGGCACGUACACAAAACCAGAAUAGUAGAGGCCCUACUAUGCAGAGAGAGGGAAGAAAAGAAAAGCCUCAUUUUGAAGAAUUUGGAAAAAAUACAAAUUCACAGAAAUGCAGUGCUGAGCAUGACUGUGGUGGAAAUUAUAAUUCUUUCAGAAAGGCUUGUUCUGGUGUAUUUGAACGUGCUCAACAGGAAUCUAUUAACCUUUUUAAUGUUAAAAUGUUGAAUCCUGUAAGGAUAGAUGAAUUUAGACAGUUAAUUGAAGGGUAUUUAUUAGAAAAACUGGAUAGUUUUCAUCACUGGAAAGAACUUGAUCACUUCAUCAAUAAGUUUUUCCUAAAUGGUGUCUUUAUACAUGAUCAGAAGCUCUUCACUGACUUUGUCAAUGAUGUUAAAGAUUAUCUUAAAGACAUGAAGGAAUAUCAAGUAGAUAAUGAUGGCGUAUUUGAGAAGUUGGAUGGAUAUAUAUAUAGACACUUCUUUGGUCACACCUUUUCCCCUCCAUAUGGACCCAGUCGACCAGAUAAAAAGCAACGUAUGGUAAAUAUUGAAAGCUCCAGGCAUCGAAAACAAGAGCAGAAGCACCCUCAGCCACAACCUUAUAAAAGGGAAGAGCCCGUUGAUUUGUGAAGAAUUUGCUGCCUUCUUAUGAACUUGCUGACUUGUUCUCUUGUGAAAUUUCUUGCACAUCUGAAUAUUGUGGAAGAAACAAUAAAACUACACCAUGAGGAAAA
Messenger RNA from Cervus elaphus (red deer), 2129 nucleotides. Its product is annotated as cell cycle progression protein 1-like. The record is from RefSeq and is a predicted model, not a curated record. Gene Ontology annotation, cellular component: membrane. The transcript has 2 exons. NCBI's taxonomy places the organism in Eukaryota, Metazoa, Chordata, Mammalia, Artiodactyla, Cervidae. The annotation marks the transcript as partial.